This is a messenger RNA of Fusarium graminearum PH-1, 1068 nucleotides long. RefSeq lists its product as uncharacterized. Lineage: Eukaryota; Fungi; Ascomycota; Sordariomycetes; Hypocreales; Nectriaceae. The record is from RefSeq and is a predicted model, not a curated record. Bases 1 to 1068 code for a protein of 355 amino acids. The transcript is spliced from 2 exons.
AUGUCUGCUCCCAAUCUAUCCCAUCCUCCUCUCCCCUUUUCAGCUUCAACUCCAGCUGCUCCUAACUAUGCAACUGGUCAUGGGAACUUUACUCAACCGCCACCCGUGUAUAAUAACCCGGCACCUCCUCCUGUUCCUGGCAGCGGCCUACCUCCUGCUUCAGCUCCACCACCCGUCUAUUAUAACCCAGCACCACCCUUUACUCCUGCGCCACCUGCACCAGCUACCAAGUCCAGAAAGCGCAAGUCUGAUGUUUCUCCUGACAAUACCAAAGAGGACCUCUUCCCAUCCGAUGUGCCGGAAAUUAACAGUGAAGAUGAGCGUCUCGAAAGUCUAGGCUCGGACACUUGCAACACCAUUCGCCGCAAAAUUCGUACCUGGAUUGAAUCAGGUGCCCAGAAAGUCGGCGAGUUCCAGAAGACCAUUGGUGUCAGCAGCAGGUCUUACAAUAGCUUCAUGAACCGAACUGGUACCUGGGAUGGUGAACAGACUGACACAUUUGUCAAAGCUCAUCACUUCUUCAAGAGACGUGAGCUUCAAGGACUGCCCCUCAAGGCGAACAAACCCAAGAAGCCGAAAACGGCUGCUGCUUCAAAGGUCAUCGACAAACUUCUCAAUGUGAGCAGUGUUGAUCCACUUCCAGGCGAGGCCCAGGGUACAGUUGCCGUUUACGAUACUUGCAACGAGAUUCGUAAGAAGAUCCGCGCUCUUCUAGCCAAAGAGGGUAUGACGCAAGCGGCUUUCAUCCGAGCCCUUAACAAGAACCUCCCAGAGGACGGACAGAAUGUGUCCCCGGCCAACCUGCGAUACUUUAUGGGCUGCAAAGAUGUCCGCGGUGGUAAUACCAAUAUCGCAUUUUACGCGGCCUACAUCUUCUUCGAGAAAAGGUGCAUUCAGGAUGGAAAACCGAAGUCCAAGUUCCGUGAAGAGAUGGAGAAGGCCUGGGGGUCUAAGGGCUUCGAUACCGAGCAUGGAGGCAACCAGCAGUACACCUGUUUUGCUGGUGAGAGACCGGUGAUAGAUAAGUAUGGCAAAAUCGAUUUUGUUGAUGCGCGAGCGUUCAGAUAA